Magnolia sinica is the source of this 5125-nucleotide messenger RNA. Its product is annotated as myosin-binding protein 1-like. Gene Ontology annotation, molecular function: myosin binding. The coding region runs from base 353 to 3409 and encodes 1018 amino acids. The record is from RefSeq and is a predicted model, not a curated record. NCBI's taxonomy places the organism in Eukaryota, Viridiplantae, Streptophyta, Magnoliopsida, Magnoliales, Magnoliaceae. The transcript has 4 exons.
GUUCAACCGACUUUAGCAUUGUCGGCGUCGUCUUUUUGAAUUGAAAUUCCGAGCUGGCAGAAAUUCUCAAUCUUUCGGUUGGUUUGUCUUUCUCUCGUUCAGAAUCUCUUCUGCAACCAGGUAUCUGUUUCAUCAGAAAUGCGAAUAAAAGUGACUUUAUUGAUCUCUUGAUCUCCGUUUCUUUGGUUUUUUUUCUUUUUUUUCUUCAGAAGAACAGUGUAAAUUCUAGCUCAGAUUCCCAAGUUCACUUGUGUGGAAAGACUGGGAUUUUGUUCCUGGAUAGGAGUUACAUGUGUAUCUUGUUUCUCCAUUUCAAGUGUUUUCUCAAACUCUGAAGUAAUUCUUCUGGGGCAUGGCUUCGAAAAGGACUUCGCUCAGAGUUCGGAGGGAUCAUCAUGGGUUAUCAUCUGUUUUGGCUUCUGCUGUUCUUGAAUGGUUGUUGAUGUUUCUGUUAUUCCUUGAUGCUCUAUUCUCGUACUUGGUGACAAAAUUCGCUAGUUUCUUCGAAUUGGAAACCCCAUGUCUGUUAUGCUCAAGGCUUGAUCAUAUUAUUGGUGGUGAAAAGCCAGGAUUUUAUAGGGAUCUAAUCUGUCGUGCUCAUAAAUUGGAGAUCUCAUCUUUCGCUUAUUGUCAUGCUCAUGAGAAACUUGCAAAUACCCAUGGUAUGUGUGAAGGUUGCCUCUUUUCAUUUGCCACAGAGAAGAAAUCCAACUCUGAGGCAUACAGAUCAUUGGUAGGUAAGUUGGGCCCGGAUCUCGAAUGUUUUGCUGGUGAUGACGGUAACAUGCAUCUUACCAUGCCUGAAAUUGGAGAUGGAGAUGGAUUGCCGAUUCGACUUGAUGGAGAGGACCUGGUAAAGGAUCCUUUACUCAAGGAUCCUCUACUUGGUUCAGCAGGUACAAGGCACUGUUCAUGUUGCGAUGUGCCAUUGAGGAGUAAUAGAUGUACCAAUCUAUUGGUUCGGAUCAAAUCUAUCGGCGACGAGGUUGCUGAACUUGAUGGUCCUAUAUCAGGUGCAAUGGGACAUCAUUCUUCAAUCCAUCGUGAUGGCUUGAAGAGGAGAAGGGAAAAAUCAUCUGGGUCCGCAAUGGUAUCUGAUCUUGGGAACCACAGUUUCGAUCCCUGGUCACGUAUUGGAUACACAGAGGUCAAGAUUACGUCGGAUUCUGAAUCCGAAGUCCAUAUUGGAUACACAGAAGUCAAGAUUACAUCGGAUUCUGAAUCUGAAGUCCUCAUCUUGGAUGACGAUGAUGGAAGUGAACUGGGUUGUGAAAAUCAUGACCUCAAGGAUGAAUUCUUAGCCCGAUGUCUGAAACCGGAGUCUGGCAGUGUUGAUGCGGACAUUUUACCUGAGACUCUAUCCACUGAUUCAGCCCAAGAGAAGCUCAUCCAUCAAGCUCCAGUGCCUGAGCCUUCAGUGCCCGUCCCUCAUGAGCAACUACAUGUAGUUGAGCCUUCACUGCCAGUCCCUCAUGAGCAACUACAUGUAGUUGGGCCUCAUGAGGCAUCUGCUGUUGUCGGCAGCAUUGAUUCAGAUGUUUUACUGAAGAAUCUGACCACAAGUUUGACCCAAGAAGAGCUCAUCCAUCAAUCUCAGGUGCCCGAGCCUUCACUACCAUUUCCUCAUGAGCAGCUUCAUGUAGGUGAGCCUCAUGAGGUUUCAUCUUUAGCACCUGUUGUUGAUGCCAGGCAUGGUUUGGAGGAGCUUAACUGGGACCCAGUUGAUGAUCAGAGCAAUCCUCCUGCCACAUCUCGUGAACUACCCUCAUCAGCUACCUUGACAGAAGCUCCGGUUGGAGUAUCUGAAGAUAAAUUGGAUGUUACAGAAGCUGGUGAUGUGGUACAUGCUUCUAUCACCGAGAGUGCAGAAAUCGUCAAGCUGGAAGGUGGGUUAGCUUCAAUUGAAUCACAAUUGAAAACUGAGCAGACCAUCAAUGAGCUUGGUCUGCUGAUGCCCAAUUGUAUGGAUCUAAAUGAUGCAUACAAGCUGGCUGUGGGUAACAAGGGAAGUCUGCCAUCUGGUGCCUUCACAGAAAUACCGACCAGGAAGGAUUCCUCUAGAGUCCAUGAAGAUUUUAAGAUAUUGCUAUCACAGAUAUCAGCUGCCCGCGGGUUCGACCUCUUGUGGAGUGAUAUGAGUCCCCGAGUGCAUGUACAUGGUGAUGAUUCUAAAAGCUCUGAUGCUUCUAGCUCUAUUGGACUGCAGAUACUUCAGAAGAGGCUCUCAAGAAAUGAGUCUGGUUUUGAGUCAUUGGAUGGAAGCAUUGUCAGUGAAAUUGAAGGAGAAAGUGCAGUCGAUAGGAUGAAGCGACAGAUCGAGUUGGACCGCAAGUCCAUGAGCGCUUUGUACAAAGAACUGGAGGAAGAAAGAAAUGCCUCUGCCAUUGCUGUGAAUCAAGCAAUGGCUAUGAUUAAUAAAUUGCAGGAGGAGAAAGCCACAAUGCAAAUGGAGGCAUUGCAGUACCAAAGAAUGAUGGAAGAGCAAGCGGAGUAUGACCAAGAAGCAAUCCAAACGUUAAAUGAACUCCUUAUUCAAAGAGAGAAAGAAAUACAUGAUUUGGAAGAAGAGUUUGAAAAUUAUAGGAGAAGGUUUGAAAAUGAACCAGUGGGGGAGAAAAUAUUGGGAUUGGCGAAUGAUUUGAGUGGUGGAGACAUCAUAACCGAAUCCUCUUAUUUGCAUUCUAAUGUCAAUUGUGAUGAAAAUAACACCCAUUUUCCUGUAAGGAGAUCUGAUGGUGAUGGUAAACUCGGCGUUCUAAAGGAUUCAUUGCUAGAUUUUGAAGAUGAAAAGCUGUAUAUUUCAAAGUGUCUGAAAAUGUUGGAGAAGAAGCUUCACUUGUUUUCUAAUAAUGGGAUAUAUACUGAUAAAUGUAAACUUGAUGCUAAUGGGGAUGGCAUUGCUGAUACAAAAUGUGAGGAUUUUAUUUUUCGGGAAUUUACCGAAGAAAGAGGCUUUCAAGAUGAUGUAGCCGGAAAUGGCGGAUUUGUUCGAGAAGAUGCACUUGGAGGAAGUGAUGGAGAACAGAUUCAUUUGAAUGAGAGAGAGGACUUUUCAGCGCAAAAUGAUUCAUCUCUGUUUGGGGGAGGUGCUCAUGCAAAAGUAAGGUGGGACACUCAGUUAAUCACCAAAGAAAAUUGCAGUGAAAAUUUAUUGCGUGCUAAUUUUGAUCACGACAGACCGCAGAGUUCUGUGGCCUCGGGAGGGACUGAUUUAGUUUCUCUUGGAGAUGAAGUUUCACACCUCAAGGAGAGGUUGGAGACCCUCGAGGCAGAUCGGAGCUUUCUUGAGCACACUAUGAAUUCACUUGGACAUGGAAAUGAAGGGGUGCAAUUUGUUCGGGAGAUAGCCAUUCACCUACGAGAUUUACGGAAGAUUGGAAUAGGAAGAAGAGAGCAAGCUGUUGCUUGAGCCUUUGCUCAUGUCAUCUCAAAGGUUCUUCUGUGAUACCUUGGUCAUCCAGUGCUACAAGGUGGUAUCGGGUCUGAAGGUUAAUAUUGCCAAUAGCGAGAUGUUGUCCGAAUGUCCUAGGAAGAGGUCAAUUGGAUGGCAGUGGUGUUUAAACUCAGCGCGGGAACUUUUCCGUCCACAUACCUAUGCGUUUGUGUAGGGAAACCGGCAAAACACUUAUUAGAUAAGGUAGUGGAGAGGGUCAAGCGUUAAGUUGGCAAGAGGGAAGUGUUGGUACUUGUCUCUAGGUGGUGACCAACUCUCAUUAAAGCAGUAUUGUCGAACAUGCCUUGAUGCUUCAUAUCCUUAUCCAGGUGCCCAAAGUUGGUCUUAUGUAGGCUGGAGAAGUUGAGAUGCAACUUCUUAUGGGAUGCUACGGAAUGAAAAGAAGUUCCAUCUGAUGAGAUGGGAGGAAGUUUUGCAAACCUUAUGGGUGGUGGGAGAGCUGGUACUAGGGAUUUAGAGAAGAUGAAUCUUGCCUUAACGGGAAAGUGAGGGUUGGGAUAGAAGAGGGGUCUUUACAAAGGGAGGUAAUAGCGAGUAUGGGUGCCAGGUUGGUGGGUGGUGGGUUAGAGAGUCCUCGCCUUACAAAGCAUCAGGAAUUUGGAAGCCUAUCAAGCUUGAUGGACAAGUUCAGCGAGGGAAUAUGCUUUGAUAUUGGCAAUGGGGAAAGGACAUGGUUUUGGGAAGAUGUAUGGAUAGGGGAAACUCCCCUAAAAAUUGAAAUUCCAUCAGUUGGCGAAUCUCACCUUGGAUAGGGAUAUCCUUGUCACUAGAUGUUACUCCUGGUGCAGUGGGGUAAUGUCAUGUUCUGUCCCAUGUUGCAAGAAUUUGCUUGAUGUAGAAGUGGGGGAGUUAGUGAGGUUAGAAUGCUAUUUUCUAAGUUGCUCGCUGGUGGAGGCUCGCGAUAUGAUGGCAUGGAAAAUGGACAAGUCUUGUCGAUUCUCUAUCUGCUCCUACAAGAUACUUCUAUCUUCGUUGGCAGGUGAGGAGAUGUGUUCAGACAGCUAGGCUAUGGUCUUAUGGUGCUCCCCCCAAAGUAGCAGCUUUUGCUUGUCUUGUUGGGAAAAAAGAGUCCUUACCAUUGACAACCUCCAAAAAGGUUAAUGGCGAUUCCCAACAUGCGUGUUCUGUGCAUGGCUUAGGGGGAGACGAUCGAUCGUCUCUUUGUGCUCUAACCGUUCACCUGGAAAAUAUGAAAAAGCUUCCAUGUUUCGUUUGAGGUAACAUUGGUGUUGCUGGGGUCAAUAGGAGACCUGUUAAUGGCAUGGCAUGGCAUGGACUCAUGCUUGGAAAGAAAGAAGAGCUCCUGGAGAUUGGUUUUGCUGGCUGGCCUGGCCUAUGGGCAAUUUGGGAGGAAAGAAGCGAUAUAUGCUUCUGGAAUCUUUGUGGACUGGAGGGGGUGGUCUCCAACAAAGUGAAGCCUAUUGUAGUUGAAUUGGCCUCUUCUUUAAAGGAUUUGGAGGAUUGUAAUUUUUCCUUUCUUUUGGGGCUGUACUCCUUUUGGGUUGUUUAUUCUUUGUGCCAACUUGGCGCUAGCUAAUAAAAUUCUGUUAUCUUUCAAAAAAAAAAAAAAAAAAAAAAAAAACUUCUGUGAUUCAACUAUCUAAAAACAAUAUAAAAUUUCUCUUUGAUCCUUAUUUCCUUAGCAUGUGAACUGACAUUGUAGAUUGGUUA